UUCAGUCAAUACAUACAUACAUACAGUAAGCAAUCAAGCAUGCACCACGAAUCAUACUGUAUGAAGCACAAAACUCAGUUCCUUUCCUUCAAACUAACGUACAAUCCAACUACAGAUGUGGCCGAGACUCAUAGAGAGCGCCAGGGAAGGUGGCCUGGAUGUCAUACAGACAUACGUCUUCUGGAAUGUCCAUGAGCCUAUACAGGGUCAGUACAACUUCGAAGGAAGAUACGAUCUUGUGAAGUUCAUCAGAGAAAUCCAUGCCCAAGGCCUCUAUGUGAGCCUCCGUGUCGGCCCCUUCGUCGAGGCAGAAUGGAAAUACGGAGGCUUGCCAUUUUGGUUGCGUGGUGUCCCAAACAUUACCUUCAGAUGCAACAAUGAACCCUACAAGGUACAUAUGCAAAAAUUUGUUGCUAAAAUUGUUAACAUGAUGAAGGAUGAAAAAUUAUACUAUCCACAAGGAGGUCCCAUAAUCAUAUCACAGAUUGAGAACGAAUAUAAGCUAGUCGAGGCAGCAUUUCGUUCAAGGGGACCACCUUAUGUUCGCUGGGCAGCGGCAAUGGCUGUAAACCUCCAGACAGGCAUUCCAUGGAUGAUGUGCAAACAGGACGAUGCUCCAGAUCCAAUCAUUAAUACAUGCAACGGGCUCAUCUGCGGGGAAACAUUUCAUGGGCCAAAUUCGCAUAACAAGCCAGCUUUAUGGACCGAAAACUGGACAUCUCGCUAUCCUUUAUAUGGUCAUGACCCAAGAUUCAGAUCACCAGCAGAUAUUGCCUUCGCAGUUGCACUUUUUAUAGCAAGAAAAAAAGGAAGCUUUGUAAGCUACUAUAUGUAUCAUGGCGGGACAAACUUUGGGAGGUUUGCAUCCUCCUAUGUAACAACAAGCUACUAUGAUGGAGCUCCACUUGAUGAAUAUGGCAAGUAUUUCUUCUGUUGCGAGCUAUCAUAUUUUAAAAGCAACCAUUCAAACUUCUUAGAAUUGCAUGCUGCAAUCAAGCAAUCUGAAGAACCACUACUUUCAGGAGCAUAUUCUAAUUACUCAUUUGGUGAGCAACAAGAGUUUAUGGGGCUAACUUUUGGCAUACUACAGGGGCAUGUUUUUAAAACCGAGUCCAACUGUGUGGCUUUCCUAGUGAACUUGGACAAGCAUAAAGCAUCAAAUAUCCAAUUUGGUGAAGCAUCAUUCCAGCUAGCUCCUAAAUCAAUAAGUAUCCUCUCAAGUUGCAGGAGGGUAGUAUUUGAAACAGCCAAGGUGAGCCAGUUACCUUCAAUUCUUCAGCGAUUGAAGACCUCAAGGGAGUGCUUCGUUUAUCAGUUUUACUUUUGGCAGAUAAAUGCACAGCAUGGUUUAAGAACAGCACAAGCAGUCCAGUCUCUGAACAAUGUUGAUAGCUGGAAAGUAUUCAAAGAACCGAUUCCUCUGGCGAUAAACAACAGUACACACAUUGGAAAUCGAUUUUUUGAACAUCUCUCAACUACAAAAGAUGAGACAGAUUAUCUCUGGUACCUUACUAGAUAUGAUUAUAGAUCAAGUGGGAAUAGCCAGCUAGUGCUUAAUGUGGAGUCACAAGCCCAUGUUUUACAUGCUUACAUCAACAAUGAUUAUGCAGGUACUGUGCAUGGGAGUCACGAUGGACCUAGAAAUAUUGUUCUCAAGACACCUAUUACACUAAGGGAAGGACAAAACUCCAUUUCACUGCUUAGUGUCAUGGUUGGAUCACCGGACUCGGGGGCAUACAUGGAGCGAAGAAUCUUCGGAGUUCGUAAAGUGAGCAUACAACAAGGACACCACAAAUCACGUUCUCUGAAUAAUGAGCUGUGGAAACACCAAAUUGGCUUAUCUGGAGAAAUGAACCAUAUAUACACGCGGGAAGGAUCAUCUCGUGCUCAAUGGACUGCCAUCAAUAAGUCCAUGCACCUUCCACUUAUCUGGUACAAGACGACAUUUGACACACCAUGGGGGAAUGACCCAGUCACGCUGAACCUCAGUAGUAUGGGCAAGGGUGAGGUGUGGGUCAAUGGAGAGAGCAUCGGACGGUAUUGGGCCUCCUUCAAAACCCCUAGCGGACAGCCAUCCCAGUCCUUGUACCACAUACCACAAUACUUUAUGAAGCCUAGAGAGAACACCCUCGUCCUCAUGGAGGAAAUUGGUGGUGAUCCGCUACAGAUAACUGUGAACACAGUUUCAGUUACCAGAGUAUACAGUAGUGUGAAUGAGUUAUCUACCCCGUCACUGUUGUCACGCAGAAAGCACCCAGCAGUUCGACUCCGGUGUCAGCAAGGCAAACGCAUCACGGACAUUGAGUUUGCGAGCUACGGAAAUCCGGUCGAGGACUGCAGAAGCUCCAGCAGGAGCUGCCUCGGGAGUUGCCACGCAGAGACGACGGAGUUUGUCGUAAAGGAUGUAAGACCCUCUGCCUUUCCAGAAGUUGCAUGUUGAUAUCAUAAUGCACUAUCCUAUUACCACUGCAAUCCUAAAAACUUGGGUGCUUGUUUUACCCUUUCAGGCUUGCCUAGGCAGAAGGAAGUGCGCAAUUCCGGUACGGCCUGCCAAGUUUGGAGGCGACCCGUGCCCUGGGAUCGAAAAAACACUUUCAGUUGUGGCAAGCUGCGGAUGAGUAUGAUGGGAAUUUCCACUAUCAUACUGUGACUAACCAACAUUCAGUUUGCACGAGUUUGUUGUCACAGGGUCCAAACACUGUACCAAAUCACAGGCUAUAGAACUACAGAUAGAGCAGUAUUGUAUCCACAUGUUAAAAUGUACAGGAGAAGUAGAGUUACACGCACCAAUUUUACUGCAGAAAUUUGUUGGACUUC
Messenger RNA from Triticum dicoccoides, 2817 nucleotides. RefSeq names its product beta-galactosidase 7-like. Gene Ontology annotation, molecular function: hydrolase activity, hydrolyzing O-glycosyl compounds. The record is from RefSeq and is a predicted model, not a curated record. NCBI's taxonomy places the organism in Eukaryota, Viridiplantae, Streptophyta, Magnoliopsida, Poales, Poaceae. The coding region runs from base 116 to 2440 and encodes 774 amino acids. Gene Ontology annotation, biological process: carbohydrate metabolic process. The transcript has 16 exons.